Molecule: messenger RNA, 2142 nt
Organism: Columba livia (rock pigeon)
Lineage: Eukaryota; Metazoa; Chordata; Aves; Columbiformes; Columbidae
Gene: STARD5
Product: StAR related lipid transfer domain containing 5
Exons: 6
Coding region: 180-812 (210 amino acids)
Biological process (GO): cholesterol import
Molecular function (GO): cholesterol transfer activity; cholesterol binding
Source: RefSeq, a predicted model, not a curated record
GCUGGGGUUGGCCGCCCCCAGCUCCGCCGCCCUCUCCCCUCCGCCGCGGUUCCCGGGCCGGGCCGGCUGGAGCCGCGGCCCCUCAGGUGAGGAGGCGGCGCCGCCGUCGUCCCACGGGGGCGGUGCGAGCCGGAGGUCUCAUAGCCGCCAGCCCGGCGGCGGCUCCGCCCUGCCCGGCCAUGGACUACGCGGGGCUCGCCGAGGCGGCGGUGGAGAAGGUGUGGCGAUACCGGCGGGACCCCGACGGCUGGCGGGGCAGCCGGAGCACUAGCGAGGUUUCGAUUUCUUGGAGACCCUCCGAGGAGUUCGCUGGCAACUUGUACCGGGGCGAGGGGAUCGUGCCCGCCAGCACCCAGCGCGUCUGGGACUGCAUCAAGCCGGAGGUCGGCGGGCUCAGGACCAAGUGGGACAAAACCGUGAAGGAUUUUGAGCUUAUCGAAGCCGUCAACGAUAAUGUCUCUAUAUGCAGAACCACAACCUCUUCAGCUUUGAUGGGGGCUAUUUCACCAAGAGAAUUUGUAGAUGUGGUAUCCAUAAAGCGGUACGAAGACGGGACGGUGCUAUCUGCUGGCACCAAUGUGGAACACCCACUGUGUCUUCCUCGGCCAAAUAUCGUGAGAGGUUUUAAUUAUGCCUGUGGUUGUUUCUGUAUACCUCUACCAGGGGAGCCAGACAGGACUCAACUCCUCGGUUUCUUUCAGUCAGAUGUUGGUGGCUAUCUUCCCCAGUCGGUGGUGGAAUCCUUCAUUCCAACUACCAUAACUGCGUUUUACAGCAACCUGACUAAAGCUGUUAAGUCAUUAAAAGUGUGACAAGACCAAUUGCUGACACCAGUAGCUGAGGGUAGGAAAAAAUGUCAGCUUGAGGGUAGAAAUAGGAAGUGGACCUUAUGGGACUUUACUGCCAGCAAAGAUACUUUUGAAAGGUGGAGAGGAAGCAAUGGCUUGAAUGAAGUACAUUUUUAAACCAGCAUUUCCUACCUGUCCCUAUACAAAGCACUGUUUUCUUUUCCAAUACGAUAUCCUUCAUUUGCUUUAGCAAAAUAUCAGACUGGAGGCUGGAAAAAUCCUGGAGACAGCUCUGGUGGCUGUCUGUGGGGAGAAGAUACACAAAUGACAUUGUUCUGGGCCAUGCUUUGUCAGUGUGUGCAAGGAGGAGCAUUGCUAAAACCCACUUAGCACUACAGCAUCAGCUGAGUGCAGGUCAGCCCUGUUUCAUCUCUGAAGCUCCCCGCAGUCUCCUGUGGAAUAAUGUUCCUUCCCCAAAAGAAGAGGUAGCUCUUGUGCUGCUUCCACUCGUGGAGCUGCUAAGAUGCUUCAGUGGGUCCAAGACAGCAAAUGGUAAAAGCCAGAGCAAAUUGGAUUGUGUGGAAGAUCCUACUGCUUUUUUCCAGCAGACUUCAGUACUAAAGGUAAAUACGCCUUAAGUGCUUUUUUCCUGAAUCAAGGUCUAGCAAUGCAAAUCAAUUCAUAUGUCUGUGGGUUGGCAAACAAACAUUCUUCCUUUCUUCCCUCUGUUCCAAAACCUGUGAUAUUCAUGUCAUGAAACAAACUGCACUGACACAUUAGCAAUAAAUAAAGAGUAUUAAGCACUUUACCUGCCUUUUUAAAAACUGCACUUGACCAUUCUUACCUGCAUUUUUGAACCUUUUUCACUCUCUUGUGGUGAGAGUUUUAAACGGGUAAAUAAUCUGUUCUGUAGCUUAGUCUUGACUUGACAGACCCUAAGGACAUGCUUUUUCUCUAAGACCUGUUUGCCUCAUAGCAUUAUCUUGGGAAAUUGGCUUCUGAUUUUGUGUGCAGUUUUAGAAAAUACUUACGGUGCUGGUUACUGCAGGAAUAUCAGACGUUACUAUAGAGUACGUAUAAUUACAAAAGGAAAACUAAUUGCUGAAUUAGGAUUUUAAAUGCAGGUUGUGAUUUUAAUUCUGUACCUUGAUUAUUUGACAAGGUUAAUAUGCUCUGCUUUCUGUCCCUGUAUUUUAUAUUUAGUAUAAGGCAUGGACCUGCACACAGUUUGCCACUGUCAAUCCCACUCUAUGGAAUAAAUUUUUCAAGGAAUUGAUUUUUAAUCUAGUCUCCUUUGUGUACAAAGAUUUUAAAAUUUGUAUGUGUGUGAUGAAAUAAAUAUUUUUCUGCUACA